Messenger RNA from Drosophila eugracilis, 1996 nucleotides. RefSeq names its product T-complex protein 1 subunit zeta (gene CCT6). Gene Ontology annotation, molecular function: ATP-dependent protein folding chaperone; ATP hydrolysis activity; ATP binding. Lineage: Eukaryota; Metazoa; Arthropoda; Insecta; Diptera; Drosophilidae. The record is from RefSeq and is a predicted model, not a curated record. Gene Ontology annotation, cellular component: chaperonin-containing T-complex. Gene Ontology annotation, biological process: protein folding. The coding region runs from base 115 to 1716 and encodes 533 amino acids. The transcript is spliced from 2 exons.
CUUGGUCACAUUUGUCAUCUGAUUUCUUCGGCUCACAUUCAGCGUGUUUCGUUUAGCUGAUUUCUUGAUUUAAUUUGUUCAAUAAGGAAAAUUAUUGUUUAACAACGAGACGCGAUGGCUUCGAUUAGCUUGCUGAACCCCAAGGCCGAGUUUGCUCGCGCCGCCCAAGCUCUGGCCAUCAAUAUCAGUGCCGCCAAGGGAUUGCAGGAUGUGAUGCGUACCAAUUUGGGUCCUAAGGGCACAGUUAAAAUGUUGGUUUCUGGCGCCGGCGAUAUCAAGAUUACCAAAGACGGUAAUGUGCUGCUCCAUGAGAUGCAGAUCCAGCAUCCCACUGCCUCCAUGAUUGCCAGGGCCAGUACUGCUCAGGAUGAUUCAACUGGCGAUGGUACCACCACCACGGUGAUGCUCAUUGGAGAGCUCCUGAAGCAGGCGGAUAUCUACCUGUCCGAGGGUCUGCAUCCCCGAAUUAUGACAGAGGGAUUCGAGAAGGCUCGCGACAAGGCACUGGAGGUGCUCGACAAAGUCAAAGUGCCUGUUGAGAUCAACAAGAAGAGCCUGGUGGAGGUGGCCAACACUAGCCUUAAGACCAAGGUGCAUCCUGCCCUGGCCGAUCUGCUCACAGAUGUCUGUGUCGAUGCCGUGCUGACCAUUGCCAGUGCCGAUAAAACCAAACCUGUGGACCUCCAUAUGGUGGAGCUAAUGGAGAUGCAGCACAAAACCGAUACAGAUACGCAGCUGGUGCGUGGCCUGGUCAUGGACCAUGGUGCCCGUCACCCGGAUAUGCCGAAGCGCCUGGAGAAUGCCUACAUCCUUACGGCCAACGUCUCGCUGGAGUACGAGAAGGCCGAGGUGAACUCGGGAUUCUUCUACAAGACCGCCGAAGAGCGUGAGGCCUUUGUGCGCGCCGAGCGUGACUUUAUCGACCAGCGUGUGAAGAAGGUGAUCGAACUGAAGCGCUCUGUAUGCGAUGGCACCGACAAAACUUUUGUUCUGAUCAACCAGAAGGGCAUUGACCCCAUCUCCCUGGACGCCCUGGCCAAGGAGGGCAUCCUUGCUCUGCGUCGCGCCAAGCGCCGUAACAUGGAGCGUCUGGCGCUCGCCUGUGGUGGCACUGCCAUGAACUCAUUUGACGAUCUGCAGGAGGAACACUUGGGCUACGCUGGUGUGGUCUAUGAGCAUGUGCUGGGUGAGAACAAGUAUACUUUCGUGGAGGACUGCAAGAACCCGCUGUCUGUCACGAUCCUGAUCAAGGGUCCCAACAAGCACACGAUCACCCAGAUCAAGGAUGCUAUCAGGGACGGUCUGAGGGCUAUCAACAACACCAUUGCCGAUAAGGCCUUGGUGCCCGGAGCUGGUGCAUUUGAGGUGCGUGCCUACAAUGAACUGGUCGCCUUCAAGGAGACCAUCAAGGGCAAGUCCCGUCUAGCAGUACAGGCCUUUGCCGAUGCUCUGCUGGUCAUUCCCAAAACUCUGGCCGUCAACAGCGGUUACGAUGCCCAGGACACAAUCGUCAAGCUGACUGUGGAGGAUCGCCUGUAUCCCGAACUGGUCGGUCUUGACCUGGCCACUGGCGAACCCAUGAAUCCCGUCGAUCUCGGUGUCUAUGACAAUUACAUCGUGAAGAAGCAGAUCCUCAACUCCUGCUUAAUCAUCGCCAGCAACCUGCUACUCGUCGACGAGGUGAUGCGUGCAGGCAUGACGAGCCUCAAGGGCUAGUCCCAUCCAUUUCAUUCGAUUCAUACACGUUAACCAAGUUAAUGCGCUGCCUGCUUUUCAACCCGCGUCUCUCAAAAACCACAACCAAAAGAAACUAAACCUAUUUAAUUUGAAAAUACACGAACUCGGAAUGGUUGCGGCUGCAAGUAUUCACAAAGAAAUAUUAAAUCAUACACAGAUCUAUAAUUAUCGCUAAUGUAUUUUCUAUAUUUUUAUUACGACUAAUGAUUACUUACUAAAAACCAUUGGUUUAAAAAUAAAAACUUAAAUUGAAACGAAA